Molecule: messenger RNA, 1366 nt
Organism: Humulus lupulus (European hop)
Lineage: Eukaryota; Viridiplantae; Streptophyta; Magnoliopsida; Rosales; Cannabaceae
Exons: 1
Coding region: 95-775 (226 amino acids)
Source: RefSeq, a predicted model, not a curated record
UCUCAAAGCGGGGUAUCAUCAAAUACGUGUGGCAGCAAGGGACGUUGAGAAAACGGCAUUCCGUACCCACGAUGGACACUACGAAUUUUUGGUCAUGCCGUUUGGCCUCACCAAUGCGCCAGCCACUUUUCAAGCCUUGAUGAACGAUGUUUUCCGUGAGUUUUUGAGAAAAUUUGUCCUAGUUUUUUUUUAUGAUAUACUUGUGUACAGUGCAUCUUUGGAGCUUCAUUUGCAGCACUUGGACUUAGUUUUAUCACGCCUCAGCCAGCAUCAAUUGUUUGCAAACAAAAAGAAGUGUUUAUUUGGGCAGUCAAAACUCGAAUAUUUGGGUCACAUUGUUUCAGCAGAGGGAGUUUCGGCAGACCCAUUAAAACUGGCAGCAAUGAAGAACUGGCCAGUCCUUAAAAGCAUAAAGGAGCUGCGAGGAUUUUUGGGACUCACAGGAUAUUACAGAAAGUUUGUCAGAGGCUAUGGACAGUUAGCAAGACCAUUAACAGGCCAACUUAAGAAAGAUUCUUUUGGCUGGAAUGACGAGGCUCAGGAAGCAUUUUUAGCUUUGAAGACAGCCAUGUGCGAAGUCCCUGUUUUAGCUUUACCAAAUUUUUCAGCACCAUUUAUUGUUGAGACAGACGCUUCCGGAACGGGGCUUGGGGCUGUUUUAAUGCAGGAGCACAGACCAGUUGCAUAUUUCAGCAAGGCUUUAUCCUCUAGAGAUCGCUGUAAGUCGGUGUAUGAACGUGAGCUGAUGGCCAUGGUUCUAGCUAUUCAGAAGUGACGUCCUAAUUUGUUGGGCCGCCAGUUUCUUGUGCGUACAGACCAGCGAAGUUUAAGGUAUUUACUUGAGCAGCGAAUGGUGGCAACGGAGCACCAGAAGUGGCUUACCAAGCUGUUGGGUUAUGACUCCCAAGUUCAAUACAAACCGGGUCUCCAGAAUAAAGCGGCGGAUGCACUAUCACGGGUACCACAGAUUGGGGACUGCAAUGCCUUGUCAAUUCCGAAUAUGCUUUCUAUUUCAGAUUUGCAGAAUCAUAUAGCUACUGACCCACAUCUUUCUAAAGUUAUCCAGCAACUUCAGCAAGGAAAAGGGGGGCUGGGAUACUCCUAUUCGAAGGGCUGUUUGAAGUUUAAAGGGCGGCUGGUUGUUCCAGCUUCAUCACCAUUUAUUCCAUUACUUUUACAAGAGUAUCACUGCAGUAAUAUAGGGGGUCAUGCGGGGGCCUUUCGGACUUUUCAGCGUGUAGCCGCUGAUUUUUAUUGGCAAGGCAUGCGGCAGGAUAUCCAGAAAUUUGUGGCUGAAUGUCAGAUUUGUCAACAAAGUAAAUAUUUGGCGCAAUCUCCAGCGGGGUUAUUACAGCCACUACCCAUA